This is a messenger RNA of Caenorhabditis elegans, 1005 nucleotides long. RefSeq names its product DUF3707 domain-containing protein (gene F38E1.10). The coding region runs from base 46 to 942 and encodes 298 amino acids. The record is from RefSeq and is marked reviewed. The transcript is spliced from 3 exons. Lineage: Eukaryota; Metazoa; Nematoda; Chromadorea; Rhabditida; Rhabditidae.
UAUCCUCCACUCAUCUUCUGUGUCCACUCAUUCAUCAGUUUUGAUAUGAUAACUUUCUUCCUCUUCCUAUCCAGCCCUUUGGUUUUUGCUCAAUUGGACCUCUGUGAACCCUCAGUCAAUCCUAGUCCAUCAUGCCUUUGCACUCGUUUGGAUUUUAUGGACACCUAUUCAUAUCGUCUACGAUUUGGAAAUUCUUCAUUUGCUGGUAACAGCUAUCGAGUGUCUGCUCCAACUUUUAAUGCCAAUUAUGAUUGUGUAUCUGAGCAACCAUUGCAAUGUGCACCAGCUUCUGGUGAUAGUAAAUCGUCUGCAUUUGCUGUUUUUGACAUGAAAUACAUUGUGGAAAUUCCAAACAGAAUCCCGUCAGUGAAAUGUUUCACUAGAAAUCGAUUAUUUGAUAUGGAGAGCGCUAUCGUGGAGCAAUACAGAAAAGAUGGAAAGUUGCCACUUGAGAAAACAGCUCUUCAUUUGACUGAAGUUGGAUGUAUUGAGUAUGGUGGAUCAACUAUUAUUGGAGAAGAUACGACAACCAAGAAAUCAGGAGGAAUCACUCUACCACCAACUGUGCUCCCAGAAGAUUGCAACUGCUCGAAACCUCCGCAACUUAUAACGCAAACUAUCUUUGAUAAACAAUAUGCCUUUAACUUUCCACAAACAAAAUUCACAUUCGGAACCCCUAGUUUUACUUAUACUGUCGGAUGUCAACAUGUAUCUAUGAUCUGUUCAUCAUCUCAAAAGGCAAUUAUGUUCUUCAAUGAUCAAUAUAUUAUCAAUGGAAAUGACAUCCUUGAUGUGGCAGCAAAGUACAACUUGCAUUGCGAUUCUGGAGUUGCUAAAUGGAAAUUCGAUGAACCAUCGGAGCAAAAGUUCAAGGAUCUACUGGGAAUUAACUCAAUUGAGCUUUCCCAUUUGGGAUGUGCUAGUUUCAAUCCAAGAUCUUAAAUUUAAUCUUUAUUGAUUUUUGAUUGACAAAAACUUUUGAUUUUUAUAAAUGAACAGUUGAAA